AUGCUGUGCCUGUAUCAUAUAGUACAUACUGUUACGCGGUUGCGAAGACGCUCUCAGCAAGCUAUGGACCCCGUUACUUGGUAUGCCCUAGCAAUUGGGGGACCUCUUUCCACAUCCAUCGUAGUGAACCUAGCCUUGCUCACGUUCAACGCUUUACGAUACCUAACCCAUGGCAACCUCCUGCAUUAUCUCUCGUGGAAAACUAUCUUUCGAUCAACACGCCUUCUCAGGCGAAUUACCUGGCUUCGUCUCAUGCUCGCUGUUCUCUUCAUUGCCGCCAAUGCCGUACCACUGGCCGUCGGUGUUCAUGACGUCUCAGGCUUCGUCCGGCGGUCAGGCGUUUUGUCCGUGGUCAACAUGGCACCGCUCUUUCUGGGAACUCAGAUGAAUGUGAUUGCGAGUGGCUGUGGGCUGAGUUUACGGGCUCUUGUUGCUCUGCAUCGCUGGCUCGGCAUCAUGGCCAUCGUCCAAGGUCUCACCCACACCGCCGUGGCGCUGUCGACUGAGUCAUCCACUGACGUGGGGAAGUUCAGCGACACUUCGGGCAUUGUGGUUGCGAGCAUCAUGGUCGCCUUCCCUUUGACUAGCAUUAUUCGACGACGCACAUAUGAAAUGUUUGCCGCCGUCCACUUUGGCCUCGCCGUGUGCGCUGGUGUCUUCGUCUAUCUCCACAACCCUACGUCGAACGUGCUGGACGCGCCCAAGAGAUAUGUCGUGGCAGCCGGCGGCUGUCUGGGUCUCGGGUGGCUUGUACGGCUCGGCAUGAUGGUGUACCGCAAUGUGCAGCUCGGCGCGCCUUCGAGUCGGGUUGCUGUGCGCACCAUCACGUUCGAGCUGGGAGAAACAAGUAUACCGGUCGAAGAUGCUGUGCACAUCCACGUCCGACUGCCAAGGCCAUGGAAUAUUCGUGCCGGACAGUACGUCUACCUGACUGUGCCGGCGGUCAGUCACACAGCCGUGGUCCAGUCUCAUCCAUUCUACAUUGCAUGGUGGUAUCGUGUCAACGACGACGAUUACAUCGUUCUCAUUGCACAGAAGCAGCAGGGCUUCACACAGAAAAUCUUUCACAUGAAGGACAACAAGCUCACCAACAACUACCGCUCCAGAGCGUUCAUAGAUGGACCCUACGGUCAAGAGAUGAACCUCGACGCGUAUGACAAUAUUGUCCUCUUCGCGACCGGCAUUGGAAUCGCCGGUCAGCUUUCACACGUCGCGCAGCUUCUCAGGAGCUACUUCGACUGCGGCGUCAAGACAAAGAGGGUGACGUUGUUCUGGCAAGUGGAUGCUGAGAUUCAGCUCGGGUGGGUGGCCGACAGGAUGCAGCAGCUGCUGGAGCUCGACGAAAAAAGCCAAGUCCUACACAUCUAUCUAUUUGUGGUCGGCGGCUUCGUAUCGCGAGAGGCUAGCGCAACCAAUUUUGUCAACCGAGGCAAGCGCAUCGUCGUGACGUACAAGGACAUGGAUGCAGCGUACCUAACGGAUGCUGAGCUUGGCCAACAUGGGGGUCGUACUGUCAUAUCUCUGUGUGCAGACCCCCAAAUUGUCGAUCGAGUCCGCGACGUCGUACAGCGCAGGGGGGGCGCCAAGGUCCGCUUGAUCUGUCUGGACUUUGGCCCCGAUAGUGCGCGUCGCCCUGGAUUGUGCCUGGCAUGA
Molecule: messenger RNA, 1653 nt
Organism: Verticillium dahliae VdLs.17
Lineage: Eukaryota; Fungi; Ascomycota; Sordariomycetes; Glomerellales; Plectosphaerellaceae
Product: FAD-binding domain-containing protein
Exons: 5
Coding region: 1-1653 (550 amino acids)
Biological process (GO): copper ion import; iron ion transport; intracellular iron ion homeostasis
Cellular component (GO): plasma membrane
Molecular function (GO): ferric-chelate reductase activity
Source: RefSeq, a predicted model, not a curated record